This is a messenger RNA of Osmia bicornis bicornis, 4194 nucleotides long. RefSeq names its product adenosine receptor A2b-like. Gene Ontology annotation, biological process: G protein-coupled adenosine receptor signaling pathway; adenylate cyclase-activating G protein-coupled receptor signaling pathway. The transcript has 4 exons. Gene Ontology annotation, cellular component: membrane. Lineage: Eukaryota; Metazoa; Arthropoda; Insecta; Hymenoptera; Megachilidae. Gene Ontology annotation, molecular function: G protein-coupled adenosine receptor activity. The record is from RefSeq and is a predicted model, not a curated record. Bases 2402 to 3919 code for a protein of 505 amino acids.
AUUUUCUUUCUCCAGUUUGCCACUACCGCUUCCGUUCCACCUCCACCGUCGCUUUGUCCCUGUGUGUCACGGAGAAGAACUCAGUUACGCGCCACAGGGUUGAGAAGACGGACGCGUUCUAUCCACGCACAAUCGUGUUCCUCUUCGAUUCCGUAUUCUUAGAAAAAAGACACAAGACUUGAUCUACAAACAAAUAGUGACAGUUUAAAAAUUAGCGCGCUUCGUCGUUGAUCGAGUUUAGCUCUAAAUCGUUCGCGAAAUUUCAACGUGUUCCCUUCGGAUCCACGAACAAUGAUUAAAUUUACACAAAAUAUCUUCGAUCGUGAUGGAUCUAUAAGAGCUAAAAUUUGAGUGAAGGCUAUAAUGAUGUUCGGGAAGUGAUAUGUUAAGCCUCUAUAAAUAAAGACAGGCGUAAAUGCUUAGAAUAGAGUAUCAGCGUAUAUGAUGAUAUUAAAACACGAUUGCCUCCACUAUUACUUUAUGAUGACUUUUAUCACUUCCUAGAUUCUCUUAAACGCGCACCUCAAAUGCUUUUCUAGUAUCAGAGCAUCCAUUUUACAAGUCAAUAUUUUAAAACGAUUACAAAUAAGACUUUCUAUAAGAAAGUUUCUUAAAACUGUAACACUUUGUAUCGGACUUUCUUGGAGAAUUUUAAAACGACACGCGAAGAAAAGUUUUCGAUCGAAACUUUGAUAGUUUUCCAAGCGUCGUGUGUUGCCUGAUAAUUCCUCCAUCAGCUGUAUCGAAUUCACCCUCAACGCAUCCAUAACUUCAAAAUUGUGUCUAAAAAUAAACCACGACAGGAACAAUAUUACUUUGUUUAUCAAUGUUCAAGUGGGAAACUUUGUGAAAUUAAAACCUUAAUCUGUCUCUUUCUUUAGAGAUGCUGAACAGCUUGUUAAUCACGCCAUUGUAAGGCGGGGAAUAAAGAGCCACGUUUACUUUGUGAAGAAAUAAAAAAGUUUCAUUGAUUCGAAAUCCUAUGAAUUUUAAUGAAAUCCUGAUGAACUGAAGAUAAAAAAAGAAACGCUUUUGGAACUCGUCGCAUUCUUCCAUAAACAUAGUAUUCCUAAAAAACAAAAAUAGAAUUAUUAUUUAAUGAUCAUGCUUUGGAAAAUGAUGGAUCAUAAUAAGCUGUACAGGUGUGCGAUCGAAGAGUGGUUGGACUCGAAGCGUCGACACAACGAACGUGACCCGAGGUUCUCGGUUACUGUGAUUUUCAAUGGACAAUUACUUACCGCUUAAAUAAGCUAGAACCUUCGGAGACUCUGUAGAUUGUUUGGGAACACGGCUCAACCAUAACUCAGAAGAUUAACGAGAAUUUGGUGCCGGUUGUUUGCAUGGACUACUUGAUCACGACUGCCCACUUGUUGGUCCACUCUGAAUGAAAAUUAUGGGCGAUAGUUUGUGCCCAGAUGUGGAUUAGCUAUUCCGAACUCUCGAGAAGAUCUACGUUGUGUUUCCAGUGGAUCAAUUAACCAUUCAACGAUGGUGGCUGGAUCAAUUGGGAUCCAACAGUGUACCGACUAAAAUUGGACGCUCAAGUUUCUUCCAAAGGGAAGACUUUCAUACAUUGAAGAAAUAAAGAUUCUCGUUAAAUCCUUUGGUGGGAUAAAAAUAAUCAUCUGUGGACAAAGUUAAUUACACUUAGUAUUUAGCAGAGAAGAGACAAGGUUGGUCGCGUGUGAGGCGAAGCAAGUAUCAUUAGCUGUCGCGCUACGUCCAUACAAAUCAGCAACGAUGCUUCCUUCUUCCGGUCUUUUUCAUUCCACGUGCUGCGGGUGUCUUUCUGGUAAAACGAAAUCGAUCGAUUACCAUAAAGCGUGACACGAAAAUCCUUGGUCGUUGCCCCUUUUCAACAGUAAGAUACCUAAUCCUCCAACAUAAUCGUUCGACCUUGAAGCAUUCCUGUUGGAGAAAUGCAAAGAUAUCAGAAGGGUGUUGAACCUUGGAUCCAUAAAUUCAAUCCAUCUUGUUGAUUCACUUGUCAGGCAGAAUUUGAAGAAGAAGAUAUUAACUUUGAUCCACCAUAAAGAACCAAAAACAUUCCAGGAGGAUCUAUUUAAGGAAGUGGCAUCAAGCUCGCGUGACUGUUCGUCUAGUUGGAUAUCAUGGAAAUUCUCUGUGCAGAAAUUAAGAGGAUCCAUUAAAAAGAUCAGGAGGAAAGCUCGUGUCACGCGACUGGCGUUUUCCAUUUGUCACCGAUCUUCCAAUAACCGUAGAGAAUAAAUGAACGGCGCCGUUAGAGACUAAUGAGAAUCAAUUGAUACCUGAUAAUGUUCCACUUUGGAGAUGACUCUCGAUACCAGAAGAUGCUUCUCAAUUUCUCCAAACAUCCCAGUGCUUCUAAUAUCAAUCUUACGUAGAUACGUUAAGGUAUAGAGUAUCAGCGUUAAUCGUGAUGGAAUUUCCAUUAAAUGACAGCGAAUUAGCUGAUAAUUUAACCGUGACCGCGGUGAACCCGUCUACCAAUUCGGAACUUAAUCUACCGUAUACGGUUUGUGAAAUUCUGGUGGCGGUAUGCGCGGUGUUUGGCAACGGACUUGUGAUCAUUGUUUUCAGCAAAGAAAGGAAACUUCGUCGAAGAACUAAUUAUUAUAUCAUUUCUUUAGCUACGGCUGAUCUACUCGUUGGAUUGUUCGCUAUACCGUUUGCUAUUUUGGCUAGCAUCGGUUUACCAACGAAUUUUCACGCUUGUUUAUUCACGGUAUCCGUGCUGGUCGUUCUAUGCACCAUCAGCAUCUUCUGUCUCGUCGCGGUGUCCGUCGAUCGUUACUGGGCGAUACUUCAUCCCAUGGGAUAUUCCCGUACCGUACGCACUAAAACUGCCAUAGGUAUAAUCUGCGUGUGCUGGAUCGCCGGCACUCUGGUCGGUUUUCUGCCACUUUUUGGCUGGAACGCGGGCGAGAGGUCAAACCAGAAAUGUAUCUUCACCGAAGUGAUGGAUUACGAUUACUUGGUGUUCCUCUACUUCGCUACGAUCAUCUUUCCCGCGCUAUUAAUUGCAGCCUUCUACGCCCAUAUAUACCGAGUGGUCGUAAAGCAGCUGCAACAAAUUGUAACGAUGAAUCCUGGUCGAAGGACCGGAAACCAGACAACAGGAACGAUGUUGCGUCUACUCGGAGCAGCUAGGAAGCGGGAAGUAAAAGCGACGCAGAAUCUAUCUCGCAUUGUAAUUUUCUUCAUCAUCUGCUGGUUCCCUCUGUACACCAUUAAUUGCAUCAUGGCGUUCUGUCCACGGUGCAAGGUGAACGAUAUCCUGAUGAACUUUUGCAUCAUCCUGUCGCACCUUAACUCGGCUGGUAAUCCGCUACUUUACGCCUACCAUCUGAAAGAUUUUCGUGCAGCGUUGAAGAACUUCAUGUGGAGGCUGCUUUUCCCGCAUAGCGACGUGAAAUCCAGCGUUAUCAGCGUGAUACAGGAUCGUGGGUCUUUGGUCGGUUCUCAGAGGCAACAUCAAAGGCAAAUGGGAGGUCCACCUGCAGCCAGAGGGCAAAGGUCAAGUUUACUGCGUCAGGUGACUGACGUCAAAUUGAAAGGAUCAUCAUCGACUCCUCGCAACGUUUCCAUUCGGGAGAAAGAACUUAGUAGCACUAACGGAUCUAGUUCUUCGCAAAGUGACAAACAGGAGGUGGAUGUUUCUGUAAAUGAUAAUAGAGAUCAGAAUGGUGGCGAGUUUCACCGAAACGAAAGCGAUAGUUUUAGGAAUAAUAGAAUUGAUUCGAAAACUUCAUCUCACAUUUCGUCUAUAGAAUUACAGACUUACAAACCUUUGAUGCCGCUACUUCCAGCGGAAAUCGAUCACGUUGAAGAAACACCGCCAGCCUCCAUUUUCGUAAUCGAGGUGGAUGUAAAUCACAUCGAUUCUGUUCAUGAAAACAUGGACGAAGAAGUGAUGGAGAACAAGGACAAAGGUUGAUGAUCUCUUACCGAUUUAUCGAAUACGAUCUAAUCUAAAAAUCGAUGAUCCUUGUUAUCGAUAAUAACAAUUUACGAAUUGUGAUUAAGUAUAAUUAGAGAAUAUCGUAAUUGGCGAAGCUCUGAAACGUCGAAAGUUUUCUAAAAUUGAAUGCGACGUAUUUUUGAUGUUAGUAUAGUAAUUUGAUGUACGAUACAUACCUGCUAUAAAUCCUGGUGUUAAUACUCGAUACAGAAUCACCAACAAAUAAACGUCAUGAAUUGAAUUGAAUAAAA